Messenger RNA from Cylicocyclus nassatus, 1374 nucleotides. Lineage: Eukaryota; Metazoa; Nematoda; Chromadorea; Rhabditida; Strongylidae. The record is from the annotation of a GenBank genome assembly.
AUGCCAGGGUCCACAGCUGUGGUCGACAGCAACUCGCCUAUUCCUGAACAUUUUGAAACUGAUGAAAAAUAUUUGAAGUCGAAUACCAACCGCAACUCAAAACGAAAGAAGAUCUCCACAACGUUUGCUCUAAUUAACUUCUUAAAGGGUAUGAUUGGGCCUGGAUGCCUGGCUUUACCUCUCGCUUUCAAACAAGCUGGUCUUUGGUGUGCCUUCACAGUUGUCUUUAUAUUCGGUAUCAUAGCAGCUUUGUGUAUGAUAAAGCUUGUUGUUAGCGCACAAUAUCUGUGUGAAAGGUAUAAAUGCGGGCCGCUGGAUUACGGACAGUUAGGGCAGGAAGCGUUCAACAGUCAUAAACAGUUACGAAAGUUCAAAUAUGUGGCAAGAUGGAUCAUAAACAUCUGUUUGAUUCUGUCACAGCUGGGUAUCCUUAGCGUCUACUAUAUAUUCAUCGUCGAUCAUUUUAAGGAGGUUGUUGAAAUCAUUUGGCCACAAAGCACUAUUCAUCGUAAUAUUUACUUUCUUUUCACAUUACCGGCUCUUCUUGUAUUGUCUUUGGUUCGAAGUCUUUACGUACUGUCACUGUUUUCGCUGAUAGGCAACGUCUUCGUGUUCACAAGUUUGGCGAUAAUUUUGAGUGAAUUGGUUACCUUCAAGCACAUUCCAACCUACUCUCUACCAGCAUUUACUAGCCUCAAUGGACUAUUUCUAGCUGCCGGCUCCAUAUUGUACGCUUUAGAAGGGAUCGCAACGGUGCUGCCACUUGAGAACAAAAUGAAGCAUCCGAAGGAGAUGACUGGUUAUACUGGAGUGUUAUCCACUGGCGCCUCUUUGGUCACAAUAAUCUACGCUGCUUGCGGAUUUUACGGCUAUAUAACUUUUGGCGAUGCUGUACAAGGAUCUAUCACACUGAAUCUAUCAAAUUCUCCGCUGAACGUUGCGGUGAAAGCUAUGCUGCUGUGCGUUGUCUAUACUAGUUUUCUCAUUAUGCAGUACCCUUUGAUAGUGCUAAUUUGGCAGCUAGCCAAGAGACCGCUUCGAAAACGAAAUGUUAGAAGAUGUUGGAUAAUCGGCCUCGAAUACUGCUUCCGAUUUUCUUUGGUCUUUCUCGUACUUGGACUCGCCUGGUUGAUACCGAAUCUCGAACAGAUCAUUCCACUUGUGGGAAUCAUAGCAGGCAUGCUACUCGGGCUUGUAUUUCCUUCCUUGAUAGAAACUAUAGUUUUUAUGCAAAAAUGGUGGAGAGAGAUGGCUCUCCCAAAGCUGAUUAUAAUCAUGAUUUUGAACACUUUUUAUCUCGUUCUAGGUAUAUUUUUUAUUGUUACGGGUAUAGACGCAAAUAUUGAGAAUUUGAAACGCGGAGUCUCACACUGA